Molecule: messenger RNA, 1307 nt
Organism: Rhododendron vialii
Lineage: Eukaryota; Viridiplantae; Streptophyta; Magnoliopsida; Ericales; Ericaceae
Product: protein ABCI12, chloroplastic
Exons: 7
Coding region: 62-1216 (384 amino acids)
Cellular component (GO): chloroplast
Source: RefSeq, a predicted model, not a curated record
UUCACCUUCUCCCCUCCUUCCCUUGCAACCAAAAACCUCUCUCAAGUCUCAACUGCAACAAAUGUAUCGUACUAGAUUUCCCCUCACCUGCCAAAUCCUCUCACUCCCUUCUCUCCCUUUCCACCACACCUCCAAAACCCAAUCCCCUCCAUUCCUCAAUCACCAAUUCACCCCAGACACCUCCAAACAUAGGCUCCAAUUCUCACUCCAUCGAACUCUGCUAAAAACCCAAAUCAGAUGUGCAGCAGAUACUGGCAGUGGCAGCAGGAAUUGGGAGAAAUGGUUACCAAAAAAUGUUUUUUCAGCUGAUAAGGUCCUGAGAUUGAUAGCUGGAGCAACGUCUAGUCCCAUUUGCCAGUUCAUCUCGUCCCCAACCACGUUCUUGCAUACCGUGGACCCCAGGAUUAAACUGGCAUGGCUCCUUGCUCUAGUUCUUUUACCAGCAAGGUCAAACAUUUUGAUGCGUUUUGGAUUAGUCAUAUACUUGGCUGUAUUAUCUGUCUGGGUUCUCCCCAAAGAGGUGUGGAUGGAUCAAUUGGGAAGAGUGUCACUGCUUUCUGGGAUUUUGUUCAUAAUGUUGGGGCUGGGCACAGAUGGUGCACCACCCCUCGUCCAGCUAAGAAGCCCACCACCUGCACUGAUUGGAUUGCCGAAUAUUCCGGCAUCUUUAGAAGGCUAUUCAUAUGUGAUCAUGAAGUUAGGACCAUUACAGCUUACAAGAAAGGGCUUGUCUGUAGCAAGCACCUCUGCUUGUUUAACGUUCACUGUCUUUCAAAGUGCUAGCUUAUGCCUGACCACCACAACCUCCGAGCAACUUGCAUAUGCUCUCCAAUGGUUUAUGCUCCCCUUGACAAAGAUAGGUGUUCCAGUGGCAGAAGCUAUCCUCACGCUCCUACUUUCAUUGAGGUUCAUCAACUUGGUGUUUGAUGAGGUCCGAAAUGUUGCACUGGGGAUCGUAUCUCGCAGAAUAAAUUGGCAGCAGUUGACUUUUAUGGAGACAAUCGAUGUUUUCUUUAUGUACAUUCGUCGGAUCUUCAAGAAUAUUUUUAGCCAUGCAGAGCAGAUAUCUCAGGCAAUGAUUGUCAGAGGUUUUCGAGGUGACAGCAACGCUCACAAGAUCUACUUCUCAUCAGAUUCAUCUAUAGGGAUGCCCGAUAUUCUUUCCUUAUUGUGCCUUGUUGGACUUAUUGGUGCCACUGCAGUGUCAAAAUACUAAUCCGUGUGAAUCCCAAUAUGAAUCAUCCUCGCUCUUGCUCUCGUGAUUGUCCCAAUAGUUUCACUAUCUCCAUAUACUGCCCUUCUCUCAG